Molecule: messenger RNA, 940 nt
Organism: Ipomoea triloba (trilobed morning glory)
Lineage: Eukaryota; Viridiplantae; Streptophyta; Magnoliopsida; Solanales; Convolvulaceae
Product: protein C2-DOMAIN ABA-RELATED 11
Exons: 4
Coding region: 188-691 (167 amino acids)
Source: RefSeq, a predicted model, not a curated record
CGAGUAGUAAAAGAAUCAUAUCAUAUCACCCUUUUUUUUUAAAGAAAAGACCAGACAGGAAAGAGAACCCAUCCAUUUGAAAACUUCCAUUUUCCAAGCUGAAAUCACAAGCACAAGCACAAAGCUGCAACGUUUUGAGAUCCCAUUUCUUGGUUUUGAGUUGUGUGGUUUAUGAGUUGAAAGUGUUAUGGAAGACACAUUGGGACAGCUAAAGAUAACGGUUGUACGAGGGAAAAAGCUAGUAAUCCGUGACUUCAAGAGCAGUGAUCCUUAUGUCAUUCUCAAGCUUGGAAAUCAGACUGCAAAGACGAAGGUCAUAAACAGCUGCCUAAAUCCUGUUUGGAAUGAAGACUUCAGUUUCUCUUUAUCUGAACCUGCUGGAGUUCUGAAACUGCAAGUGUUCGAUAAGGACCGCUUCAAGGCUGAUGAUAAAAUGGGCCAUGCCCAUCUUAACCUUCAGCCAUUGAUGGCCGCUGCGAGAUUGAGGCAAAUCGUUGGAAUUUCUUCUGAAGGGUCAAUCUUGAGGAAGGCCAUACCCGAAAGCGACAAUUGUCUGGCAGCAGAUAGCUCGAUUCUCUGGGUCAACGGUGAGGUCGUGCAAGAUGUUUGGUUGAGGCUCCGCGAUGUGGAAUCCGGGGAGAUAGAGUUGAAAGUCAAGUUAACGAAUCUUCCCGUUCCUCCAUCAAAGUAGAGUGGAAUAUCGGAAUUUAAGUCGUUCAGGCAAGUUGUAGUAUCUCUUGUGCAUCUUUCUGUAGUGAAGGAACAAUCUGGAGAUUAAUCUCUCUUUCUCUUUCUCUGUUUAUUUUUAUUUUUUAAUUUUAGUUGAAGCAAUGGGUUGCUGUAAUGUAUUUGUUAGCUAUCCUGACCACGAAAAGAAUGUUGUGUUGUAACUUGUAUAGAGAACAUUGGGCAUUAUGUUACAGCUAAGUUUAUCAGUAAA